CGUUGUUCCAAUUUCUUAAUUUCGUUGUGGAGUUGCAGAAAUCGCAGAGUUCAGACUUUCUCUUUAGUUAUAUAUCCCCAUUUUUUGCCAAUUUCUUCUGGAAUUUACUGUCCAAUUCCUGCGCUUGCCCAAAUCCUUUGGGAAUUUACCAGGUGAGUUAUCUUUUUCUCAUGAUUUUUCUAAUACUUUUUUUAAAUUCACUUGUUUUCUGUGUUAAGAUUUCACCUUCAUCUAGUGUAGAAGUAUAAGGGAAGAAGUGCUAUCGCACACAGUUAUGAGAUAUACUUUUUAUUUCACCUGGGAUUGAUUUUAAUAUAGGAAUUAAUCAUUUUAGUCAAGGAUUUAAAAUACUGGGCUAAAUAUAAUAAUUGGAAAACUCCAAUUUAAAAUUAAUUUACUUAUGGAAUCAACAUUCAUUUUGGCUAAUAUGAAGGGAUAUUCAUAUAAUCAUAUUAUUAUUACGUAGUAUUAUGUAGCUGUCAAUUUUAGCUAUGGGUUCUCAAUUUGGUAAAUAUAAAAUCUGCAAGAGAUAUGAAGGGAUAUUCUUAUUAUUCACUUGUUGAAGUUGCUAAUGGAAAUGUAGGAAGUUGUAUCUUUGGCAACUUCAAAAUUCCUCUUUGCUAGAGUUUGAAUAGAUAAUUUUUUUGAAUCAAAUGUACUAAUUUUGUAUCGCCAAAACAAGUCUCAAUACAACUCAAUCUGCCUUAGCCAAAGCUAGAAGAAAGAAUUCUAUACAUUCAACACACUUGAAAUAUAUAAGCACUACAAUUAAACUUAAUAUCUGCAGUAACUUCAUCUUCAUGAAUCAUCAUAUUAUGCUCUCAGCCCAAUACUUACUAAAUCAAAUAUAUUCUUGUUCACUUUUUGAUUAAGAGAACAUUGACAGAAAAGGUGAUUAGUAUUGAAUAGAUAAAUUUAUACAUAUUGAAAGAAUAAAAAAUUAGAAAGAAAAAUAGAGAGCAUACUCACUUUUUAGGCUCUGUUCUUCUCGGUUGGAAAAUUAACUUCCAACUUUAUCCAACUCCUUCCAUUUUCUUCCAACUUCUUCCAGUUGUUUCCUGCUCUUUUUAGUUUUUUCCAACGACUUAAAAAUGUAUUUACAUAUGAUGACUAUACAAUAGCAUUAUAUAUCCAAAUUUAUAACAUAACAUCUAAAACACAGACAAUGAAUUCUUUUUUAUAUCCAAAAUUAGUUUUUUACAUAUUUAUUUGGGUGAUUAUUUAAUAGAAUGAUUUUUUAAUACUUUAUAUUUUCCCAACAUUUUCCAACUUCUAGCUUUUCCGAUUCCUAGUUUCUUCAAACAUCCAACUUUAGAACAUCAAACAUCGCUGUCACAUUUAGGUUUGGAAAUAUACUUUGGAGUAGGGUAACUAUCUUUGCUCAAGAGUAAAAUGAGUGCUAAAUGCAAAAUUGAAACAUGAAGUUUUUUGGGCAUAUAUAAGUUUUUUUUAAAUAUAGUGACAAUAUUGCCCUUGUUUAAUAACAAGGGUGUCACAUAGCCACACUACGAACUGUACCCACUCUGAUGUCACACUGCCAACCACAUUGCCGUUACUAGCACCACCACACUGCCAUUCUCCCUGCAACACUACCAUCGCAACCGCCACAUUUUCACCACCUUCGCCACAAUGCCACCUAUGCCGCCACACUACCGCAACCACCUUUGCCCCCACACUGCCGCAGUUGUUCUCCACUUGUGCCUUCCUCAGAGAAUCUUCCAAAUCCCAAAUCAAAUUUGUUCGUCAAUGUCACUCCAAUUCGGAAGGCGAAUUUGGAGUAAAUUCAGUCAUUCCUCUCUGCUCUUCUUAUUACAGAGUUUACCCAUUUCACUGCUUCGAAGUAAAUGGAACUAGGGUUUUUUUGUCAAACUUUAUAUGCCCGAUAAUUAUAACAUGGCUCGUGUUAAAAGUGAUACUAGGAGUCUUUAGCUCCCUCCUAUGAUUGCCUGGUUUGUCUCUCAUAGGUGAGAGUUUAUUUGAUCCGUCUCUCGUGUCUGUGAGUGUUCUUGUCUGAUUUUUUCAUCUUGCUGUUGGAUUUUCUGUUUGUGUGCACCACUUAUUGUGAGGUUUGUGGUGAUGGAAUGCUUGGUCGUGGAUUCUUGUGCUGAUUCGUGGAUUCCUAUGCCUGAUUUGCAAAACGCUCUGCUCCGACUUCUUGUGUGUUGUUACAGAUUGGGUGGUUUUCAAAAUGGAAGAUCUCCCAUUACUUGAUUUGUCUAUCGUCGAAAAUGAUCCAUAUCAAUGGAAACCAGUUUAUUCCACUUGGAUCCAUCAAGCCAGAGUUCAAUUUAACUCUCCCAUUCAUCAGAGAGAAUUUGUGGGUUCUAAUGGCGUGGCUAAAACUUUUUUGGUUUUACCACCAAUUCCCGACAACAAAAUUCCUACUUUUAAAAAUGUUAUGGUUGUAACCAACAAUUCAGUUAUUACUAUCAGAAUCAAUUCCCACAACUUGCGCAUUUGCGCUUUUCAAGUUGAGGGACAUUGGUACGUGUUUGAAGAUGCUCCUGUUGGAGAAGUAUCCCCAUGUACCACUAUCGAUGUUGCUGGAAAUUACCUUGUGCUUAAUCCGAAAGCUCCUCUUAGUCCAUUUGGUGAUCCCCGCCGAAUGUGUGAAAUCCACUUAUGUAGGAUGUCAAUAAUUACUGCAGUGAAUGUGAUUGCUUCCACAUGGCAAAUUGAUGAACAUGGAAUCGCUAUUAUUGAUGAAGCAAAGGCGAAGGCUUCGAUAAUCUUGCUUCAAAUGAUAUCAGAAUCUAUUCGUUUUCGUUCGGUAUGUGAGAUAUUAUCAGGUUUGGCAUUCGUAAUGUCUAAUCCCACUCGCCAUAAGGAAAUUUGGAAGUAUCAAAACAUGUGGGAGAGCAUUAGUGCAGAAAUUCAUGUAAUUUUCGAUACUGAAGAGCAGCCUCUCGUGGUACUUGGCAAGUACCACGAGAAGUUUUGCGUGAUCACGAGUGCCUGGGCAUAGGAAGAGUAGAUAAUGCUUGAAGUGGAUCAUUUGGUUUCAUGAAAGUUUUUUGUGUAUCUUAUGUUUCCAAAAACAUUGCAAGUGAAUCACUGAUGUGAAUUUAAUGAGUGUCUAUUUUUUAAUUAUUUUAUGUUGGUUUCUAUUUUUAAAUAAUAUUUACACUAUAUG
Cuscuta campestris is the source of this 3133-nucleotide messenger RNA. The record is from the annotation of a GenBank genome assembly. Lineage: Eukaryota; Viridiplantae; Streptophyta; Magnoliopsida; Solanales; Convolvulaceae.